CCGGGUACAGCAUAUGCUUUGAGAAUCCACAACAUCCUCCUUCAGAAAAGCCCAUGUUGCUUUUGGAUAGAACAUAAUUAACCAGCACAGCGUCUUGGCUCACCACCUAUGAUGUGUGUGUGUUAGUGUGACAGACUAACCUUUUGAAAUAUGAGUGUUUCUGAGCGCUUUGCUGUCCUUACUGUUGCCUGAAUGCCUGUAGAUGUGUGCGUCUCGCUGUGUGUUUUUGUCUGUGUUUCCGUCUGUGUCUGUGUGUUGCUGUCAGUGUUCACUGGUCUGAUCGCUCCCGUGUCUGACAGCCCAUGUCCUGUACUUACACAGCAUAAGCUGAAGUCUUCGCAGAGGGACAAGGUACGGCAGUUCAUGUCCUUCACACAGGCUGGGGAGAAGACAGCUGUGUACUGCCUCACACAGAAUGAUUGGAAACUAGAAGUUGCUACCGACAACUACUUUCAGAAUCCAGAUCUCUAUUGUAAGGAAUCCAUGAAAACAUCAGUAGACCGGAAAAAGCUGGAGCAGCUCUACAAUCGCUACAAAGAUCCCCAGGAUGAGAAUAAGAUUGGUAUCGAUGGGAUCCAGCAGUUUUGUGAUGACCUCUCGCUGGAUCCAGCCAGCAUCACCGUGCUGGUUGUCGCGUGGAAGUUUCGUGCGGCCACUCAGUGCGAGUUCACCAAGAAGGAAUUUCUGGAUGGAAUGACAGAGUUGGGGUGUGACAGCCCUGAAAAACUGAAGGCCCUUUUGCCAAGAUUAGAGCAGGAGCUCAAAGACAGCGGGAAGUUCAAGGACUUCUACCAGUUCACCUUUAACUUCGCCAAAAAUCCUGGACAGAAGGGUCUAGACUUGGACAUGGCCGUAGCCUACUGGAACCUGGUUCUGUCAGGACGAUUUAAGUUCCUUGAUCUUUGGAACAGAUUCCUUUUGGAACACCAUAAACGAUCCAUCCCAAAGGACACAUGGAACCUAUUGUUGGACUUUGGUAACAUGAUUGCAGAUGACAUGUCAAACUAUGAUGAGGAAGGAGCAUGGCCAGUCCUUAUAGAUGAUUUUGUGGAAUUCGCGCGACCAAUUGUAACGGGAUCAAAACGUAAAACUCUCUAAAUCCAAUCCCAACUCUGGAAAGCCAGAACCUUGUUUCUUUUACAGUGACUUCAUAGUUUUUUUUAAGACUUGUACAAAAAAAGUGAAAAUCGUAGACUGCAGAGAGAAAACAGAAGCACUUGAAACUGUCAGGAAACCACCUUUCAGGGAGCUGAGUAAAAAACUAUGAGAACAACCGGCCACAUCUCUUGUCCUCGGGAGACUGAGGUGUCAUACAGACAUUGCCAGAGUCGCCGUUGUCUCUCCUGUUGUGUUCUCAGCAUCCUGGACGCCCCUCUGCUCUGCUCCAGGAGGAGCACUACCUGUCAGGCCACAGCCCUGUAAGUGGGCAUGGACACAGCGCUGAGAGGAGGUUCGCUGGCUGUGUGUACUCUAAAAGGACUGGAGAGGAGAAAACUGUGUGUUUUAAGUCAGCUUUGUUUUGUUAUAUGAAGCUCUGAGUGACUGUGCAAAGUUCCCAUGUCUUACUCUAACUUGGAGACAGAGUGCUUACUACACCAGCACCAACAGAACUGUUGCAGUUUUUACUGUACAUACUGUAUCUAUUGGGACAGUUUACAAAGAGAGCUAUAUGAAGAAUAAUAUAAAUACAUUCAAUUUAUAAAUGCAACAGAUGAUUCUUUUAUGUACAGUAAAUGCUAAGAUCUCUAACGGGAUGCCUCAAUAUUGUGGAUGAUAUGCUGUUGGUUUAAUUGCUAGGUGGAUCUGUCAAGUCAUGGAAUUGUGAGCUUCUCAUUGAAAGCAUGUUAAACACAUUUUACGUCACCUUGGGCUGGUUUCACAAAUACACAAGUAAAGGCAGUGCUUUAAUUUAGA
Epinephelus fuscoguttatus (brown-marbled grouper) is the source of this 1914-nucleotide messenger RNA. Its product is annotated as DCN1-like protein 1. Gene Ontology annotation, cellular component: ubiquitin ligase complex. Gene Ontology annotation, molecular function: ubiquitin-like protein binding; cullin family protein binding; ubiquitin conjugating enzyme binding. The record is from RefSeq and is a predicted model, not a curated record. Gene Ontology annotation, biological process: positive regulation of ubiquitin-protein transferase activity; protein neddylation. The coding region runs from base 193 to 1098 and encodes 301 amino acids. Lineage: Eukaryota; Metazoa; Chordata; Actinopteri; Perciformes; Serranidae. The transcript has 6 exons.